UCUAUAUCGCAAGCAUCUUGGAGUUGGUUCUGCAAGCAUUGGGAAAUAUUGAAGUUGGGGAAAGUCUUCCUUGGGCUCUCGAGCAUCAAGUCUUUGCUUCGGUUGACGAAAAAGGCGCUGAAUUAUCAAUGGGAAGGUCUGAUCUGAACUUUGACUAUCGGAAGAAACACAUAAGCUCUCGGAUGUUAGAUGCAGGUGAAACCGGGCGUAUGCACUCUCUCGAUUUGUCAACUCUCUUCAAUGACACCAGUGAAACUGUGCCAAUGGGUCCAAAGACUGUCGCCGCAGUAAGAGCAGGUGAUGAAACUUACGUGAGAGAUAUGAAAAUGGAUGUUAGCCUUGCUCUAAGUACAGUGAACGAUCAUGGGAAUACAAUGCUUCAUCUUGCUGCGGCCGCGGGUCACACCAGCUUAGUGUGUUAUAUACUCUAUGCGUACCCAGGUCUGCUUAUGAAGUCAAAUUCGAUGGGCGAAGUUGCUCUCCAUGUUGCAGCAGGUGCAGGCCAUCUCGCUGUUGUUGAGGCUCUGGUUAGUUUUAUUAAAGAUUUAUCUUCUUAUAAGCCUCGUGUUGCCAAAAAGAUAUACUUUGUCAAGGACAGACACCAAGACAAUGCUUUACAUGUUGCCUUAAAAAGAAAACAUGUGAAGGUGGCUUCCUGUUUGGUCUCUGCGGAGCAAUGUUUGUCUUUUGUAGCAAACAACGACGGGUUUUCUCCCUUGUAUUUAGCUGUUGAAGCUGGACAGGCUGAUCUUGCAAAACAAAUGUGGCAACAUUCAAAUAAUGGAUCAAGUAGCACAUCUACUUUAGCUUCAAAGAUUGGAGGAAGAUCCAUAGUACACGGGGCGAUGAAGGCUAGGAGAAAAGAUAUCCUUGAGGCUAUACUUAGUGAAGAUGCAAGUCUUAUUAACUUUAGAGAUGAAGGAAGGACUUGUUUUUCUUUUGGAGCAUCCUUAGGGUAUUAUGAAGGGUUUUGCUAUCUGUUAGACAAAGCUCUAGACAGUGUUUAUGUCAGCGAUGAUGAUGGGUCCUUUCCAAUUCAUAAUGCCGUGAAGUAUGGUCAUGUCAAAAUUCUCAAGGCAAUUCUUAAACGUUGUCCAGACGCACUUGAGUUGCUAGACAGAGACAAUCAAAAUGUUCUUCAUGUUGCAGCCAAGAAUGGAAAACUCGAAGUCCUCAAGUUUAUCCUAAGAUGUUGUAAGCAUAAGAACAAUGAAAAGUUGAUUAAUGAAGAAGAUGCGAAUGGAAACACACCAUUGCAUUUGGCCACCAAAAACUGGCACCCUAAAGUUGUGAGUAUGCUCACUUGGGACAACAGAGUUGACCUGAAAACGCUGAACCAUAACGGUCUCACAGCUCUAGAUGUCGCCGAGGAAAACAUGGAUUCCAGCUACACAUUUUUUGAGAGGUUGACUUGGAUAGCUUUGAUAUCUGCCGGUGCACCAAGAGGUCCCAAAUUGAUAAUAUCAACUCCAGUAACACAAAAUCCAGAUGGUGGGAAGUACAAAGAUCGGGUCAAUACACUUCUGUUAGUGGCCACUCUUGUAGCCACUAUGACCUUCACUGCAGGGUUUACACUACCAGGGGGUUACAAUGGUUCUGUUCCCAACUUGGGAAUGGCAACAUUGGCAAAGAAAACAGCGUUCCAAGUGUUUCUGGUAUUCGACACCUUGGCGAUGUACUGUUCUAUCAUAACAAUAGUUGCUCUCAUUUGGGCGCAACUGGGCGAUCUUUCUCUCAUAAUGAAAGCUUUCAACCUUGCUUUGCCACUUCUCGGACUUGCGCUUAUAUCCAUGUCGAUAGCUUUUAUGGCUGGCACGUAUGCUGCAGUAAGCCACCUCCCAUUGCUUGCCUAUUUCAUAUUGGGCAUCGGCUUGAUCUUCCUCUUGGUUUUGCUGCUGAUCAUUAUUCCAUAUGUGUCUCCACAUUCUCCUACCCAACCCUUUCUUAGACACAUUUUUUACUGCCCCUAUUUCCUUAUGCUAUUGGCCGCUGGUGACAACAGAAACAAGUACUGAAAGUAUCCGAGGUAAAUCACUACUCAGCUUUUUGUUUUACAAAAAAAAAAUGUGUCAUGUAAGUUGCGUCAGAUGUAUUAAAUAAACGUGAGAAUUUUGCAUUUUCGCCGGCUUAUACUUGGUUUUGAGGCAGCCUCUAUGAUUUUGGCUUGCCCUGCUUUCUAAUCUUGAGCUCUGUUUUUUA
Arabidopsis lyrata subsp. lyrata is the source of this 2199-nucleotide messenger RNA. RefSeq names its product protein ACCELERATED CELL DEATH 6. The record is from RefSeq and is a predicted model, not a curated record. Gene Ontology annotation, cellular component: plasma membrane. Gene Ontology annotation, molecular function: protein phosphatase 1 binding; protein phosphatase regulator activity. NCBI's taxonomy places the organism in Eukaryota, Viridiplantae, Streptophyta, Magnoliopsida, Brassicales, Brassicaceae.